CCGCAAAUUUGGAGCCGCGCACGAGGGAUCCCAAGCCACGCACUACAUAUAAAGUUCGAUUCGCGGCUGUCCGAUAUAGUCUUCUGACUGCGCAGAGGGACGCUCCUUCAUCACUUAUGAAAUCCUACAGCCAGAAGAGGCUUGUGAUCGCUCCAGGCUGCUGCUCCGUGCCACAACAACGCCAAUCGCACCAGCGACAGCGCAAAGUGCCACCUUCCCUUGGCCGUUGCACAUCGGUUGGCCGUCUUGCGUGAUCCGGCGACUUGCUAGGCGUCAAAUUAGUUCAAAGUCACAAUCAAGCAUCUUUGAUUUGGCGCGGUCGAUCACGCUGAUCAGCGAAACUCGACUUGAGGGUCGGCUAGCGAGCGCAGUAAGUGGACGGGCGUACAUGUCUUUGGUCCAAAAACGUCGAAGGACCGGAAUAAGCACCUUGUAUAGCAUUCUUCCCGUCGACGCGACUUGCCCUACGACCCUGGUCCUCAAUCAAAAUCAAGGAUUGAUUCAACAUAAGCUUGUAAAUGGUCGGCUGAUGUUUCAAGGCGUGCUAUAUUGCGCCGCAACGUCCCACCCGAGCUUUGCUUCUCUCCAUAUACAGGAGUCCAAUAGCGUCUCUGCGACACAAAUUGAAAACAGCGACCUACCCCUUUGUGGGGACCAUCGCUCACCACGCACGCGAUCCUCCGGGGCCAAGACUCAUAGACCUGAGCACGUCAACCAGCAACCUGAGAGCGACUGGGAACAUCGUCUGUGUAUGACUGCAGCUGCACGAUUUCGUGAUCGAGGCUCAAAUACGGAAAGCAUCACGCUCAGCCCACUGAGCAGCAACAUCCGCGGGCCAGACACAGCCUCACGCGGGAGGCGCGCUGCGCAAACGAAGAGAUCAGGUAAAAUUGUGAUUGCUCUUGUGCCUCUCACAAUUUGGCACGUGCGCGAACUGCCAGAAGUGUUGUUCUCGGGGUGAAAAGGAUAUUUCCCAUCGCCGUCCCUGUCUCUCCGCGGACGCCAUCAGUCUGGUCGAGUGCCUGACGCCAACUACACUUAUAGGGCAGCGCAUUUGUGGGUCAGUCGGAGCUGCGCAAGUCCUUGCCUCGCCAUCGGCCACAGAAGUGAUCCGAUCCCAUUCACCAUUGGGUGGU
Molecule: messenger RNA, 1136 nt
Organism: Ceraceosorus guamensis
Lineage: Eukaryota; Fungi; Basidiomycota; Exobasidiomycetes; Ceraceosorales; Ceraceosoraceae
Exons: 3
Coding region: 389-961 (190 amino acids)
Source: RefSeq, a predicted model, not a curated record